AUGGCAGAGGUGAGGAACGACGGGAGCAGUGAGGUGCGGGAGGGACGCGGAACGACGUGCGGUCGCUCAUGCUGCUCGCGCCAGACUGGUGCUCGCUGCGCGCCACCAUACGCCACCCCACCCAGCACACCCUCACGCUCCACCCACACCCUGCACUCGCACCGCCUCAAGUUCCGCCCACCAACCUGCCCUUGUAACAAUCAAGCUCCGCCCACCUCAGCACCGCCCCGCCCUCCUGGACUGUCAAACUCCGCCCACCUCAGCACCACCCCGCCCUCCUGGACUGUCAAGCUCCGCCCACCUCGGCACCGCCCCGCCCUCCUGGACUGUCAAGCUCCGCCCACCUCAGCACCGCCCCGCCCUCCUGGACUGUCAAGCUCCGCCCACCUCAGCACCACCCCGCCCUCCUGGACUGUCAAGCUCCGCCCACCUCAGCACCACCCCGCCCUCCUGGACCAUCAAGCUCCGCCCACCUCAGCACCGCCCCACCCUCCUGGACCAUCAAGCUCCGCCCACUUCGGCACCGCCCCACCCUCCUGGACCAUCAAGCUCCGCCCACCUGAGCACCGCCCCACCCUCCUGGACCAUCAAGCUCCGCCCACUUCGGCACCGCCCCACCCUCCUGGACCAUCAAGCUCCGCCCACCUCGGCACUGCCCACACCCUCCUGGACUGUCAAGCUCCGCCCACCUCAGCACCGCCCCACCCUCCUGGACUGUCAAGCUCCGCCCACUUCGGCACCGCCCCACCCUCCUGGACCAUCAAGCUCCGCCCACUUCGGCACCGCCCCACCCUCCUGGACCAUCAAGCUCCGCCCACUUCGGCACCGCCCCACCCUCCUGGACCAUCAAGCUCCGCCCACCUGAGCACCGCCCCACCCUCCUGGACCAUCAAGCUCCGCCCACCUCGGCACUGCCCCACCCUCCUGGACCACCCUCCUGGACCAUCAAGCUCCGCCCACCUCAGCACCGCCCCACCCUCCUGGACCAUCAAGCUCCGCCCACCUCAGCACCGCCCCACCCUCCUGGACCAUCAAGCUCCGCCCACUUCGGCACCGCCCCACCCUCCUGGACCAUCAAGCUCCGCCCACCUCGGCACUGCCCCACCCUCCUGGACCAUCAAGCUCCGCCCACUUCGGCACCGCCCCACCCUCCUGGACCAUCAAGCUCCGCCCACUUCGGCACCGCCCCACCCUCCUGGACCAUCAAGCUCCGCCCACUUCGGCACCGCCCCACCCUCCUGGACCAUCAAGCUCCGCCCACUUCGGCACCGCCCCACCCUGCGGAGGAAAG
Messenger RNA from Procambarus clarkii (red swamp crayfish), 1291 nucleotides. The record is from RefSeq and is a predicted model, not a curated record. Lineage: Eukaryota; Metazoa; Arthropoda; Malacostraca; Decapoda; Cambaridae.